AUGAAGAUCUACACCAAGACCGGGGACGGCGGUGCCAGCAGCCUGUACAGCGGCGAGCGGCGGCCCAAGGACGACGCCGUGUUUGCUGCGCUGGGCGACGUGGAUGAGGUCAACUCAACGCUGGGGCUGGCACGCGAGCACGCGCGCCAGCUGGCGGGCGCGAUGCGUCUGGCGCAGCAGCUGGAGGUCAUCCAGUCCCGGCUGUUUGAUGUGGGGUCUGCCGUGGCCACGCCCCGCCCAACUUCUAGUGACCAUAAGCUGCAGCGGGUAGCGUUCAGCGAGGCGCAUGCGGCGCAGCUGGAGAGGUGGAUAGAUGAGAUGAUGGAGGAGCUGCCGCCGCUCACGCAGUUCAUACUGCCCUCUGGCGGGCUGGCCGCCGCGGCGCUGCACAUGUCGCGCAGCGUGUGCCGCCGCGCUGAACGCGCUGUGGUCCCGCUGGUACGGGACCAGGCCACCGAGGCAGCCGUGGCCAUCUAUCUCAACCGCCUCUCCGACUACCUGUUCACCGCGGCACGCUAUGCAGCCCUCAAAGCAGGGGAGCCGGAGACUGUGUGGGUCAAGGCGGCGCCUGCGGGCGCCACCUGA
Molecule: messenger RNA, 585 nt
Organism: Chlorella variabilis
Lineage: Eukaryota; Viridiplantae; Chlorophyta; Trebouxiophyceae; Chlorellales; Chlorellaceae
Exons: 4
Coding region: 1-585 (194 amino acids)
Molecular function (GO): corrinoid adenosyltransferase activity
Source: RefSeq, a predicted model, not a curated record